Messenger RNA from Dichomitus squalens LYAD-421 SS1, 6441 nucleotides. RefSeq lists its product as uncharacterized. Gene Ontology annotation, cellular component: voltage-gated calcium channel complex; membrane. The coding region runs from base 262 to 6348 and encodes 2028 amino acids. Gene Ontology annotation, molecular function: high voltage-gated calcium channel activity. NCBI's taxonomy places the organism in Eukaryota, Fungi, Basidiomycota, Agaricomycetes, Polyporales, Polyporaceae. The record is from RefSeq and is a predicted model, not a curated record. Gene Ontology annotation, biological process: calcium ion import across plasma membrane. The transcript has 22 exons.
GAUUUCACCGGGACUCCUGCUGGGCUAGUCAACUCUCGUCCGACAACACCUCUCUCUGCCGACAGUCUUGCCCGUCGCCGGACUAGCUGGGGCGGCUCUAACGUCAUCCAAGAUCCCUUGCGUUUCAACGUGCAGCCCAAAAAUACACCACCUGGACCAAUAGCAGGUCCCUCGCACUCGGCGUGGUCGUCCGAAGACCCGUUCUUUUCACCCACGGAGGAUGAAGCACCGUUCCACACACAUUCAUAUCGUACAGGCGGAAUGCGCUACCAGGACACCGGCGCGAUCUACUCGCACCCUCAGCCGGGCCAGUCAUCGGCUUCUCUUAUCUCCUCUCACUUUCGAGAAUCCGGCGACACCACGGACAGCACUCGCGACGACGACGAGGCUCACCUCACAUCUAACAUGUCCCGUGACGGCGCAGGCAGCGAAUGGGGCAUGAGCCACAGCGUGGAUCCAGAACAAUCAGGUGCGUCAGGCGCGUCGCGAGGGGCACGGCGCAGGACAGUUCGAUACAGCACUUCUCCGCUGAAGAAGACGGGAACGACGCUCAAGACCGUGUCUCGCAACCUGAGACGCGCUUCGUUACGCGUCGUAAACUUCGGAGGGUACGGGUUGGAGGACCACGUACGCUUGGACGACGUGGACGAGCGAAGGGAGAAGGAUGAGGACGACUUGCCCGACGAGGACGAGGUGCUACCGGAUCUGUCUAAGGCACUUCCUAUACGAGGGCGUACUCUGGGUUGUUUGGGACCCCGCAGCAGGGUACGGCUUGCGAUGUACAAGUUCCUUACAUACCCAUGGACAGAGCCAGUAAUACUGCUGUUAAUCAUCUUGAACGCUGUCGUCCUCUUCAUCCAAGCCUCCAUUCCCCACGCUCUACCGGCCGACUGGCCAGACGAUGCUCGACCUCCUCCCGUCACUGGCUACUUCCACUCUUGGGAAGACUACGUGCUAUUCGUAUUAUUCUGCUUGUUUACCCUGGAAGCUUUCGCUCGAAUGUGUGUAUCUGGCUUUCUGUUAGACCCGGAAAUCUCCGUCUCCACGCUCUUUCAGUCCCCGUUCUCGGCAUACCCGGACAUUACUCGACCCCCGAACACUGCUGCAGAGGGCAGCUUUAAUCUCGCUCGUACGCCGUCUGUUAACACGACCCACUCGACCUCACAACUACACCGCGGACAGACUAUUACCCAACGUCUCUCCAACCUCCGACGAAACCUCGCUCGACCAUUCGUUCUCCACCACUCCGUGACGACCCCAAUGGCUGCGGACAAUGGGAAGUCGUCAACAUCCAGGGCCCGCUCGGACACCGUCCAGUCCAAAUCGCCCAUGAUGGAAAAGGCACUGAACGAGGCGCAGAACAUCCACGCGCAUAUUCGCAAUCCCUCCGAGCCCACAUUCCUAUCCAAAGCAUUCCGUUCCGAUAACCCCAGCGAUACCCUCGCGCUGCCCUUUCGACUGAGCGUCGAGGACUCCAGGAAUCAGACGCAACGCAAUCUUCCCUUCCUUCGGCACAGCUGGACCAGAAUAGACUUCGUCGCCAUACUCAGUUUUUGGAUCACUUUUGCUCUAUCGUCCGCCGGCGUGGAGCACAGCAAGUACCACAUUGGAUUGUUUCGCGCCAUGAGCGUGCUCCGGUGCGCUAGGCUAUUGGCUAUCACUUCCGGUACUACCACCAUCAUGCGUUCGCUGAAGACGGCGCGGCCAUUACUGGCCAGCGUAGCAUAUUUCGUCUUGUUCGCCAUGAUUUUGUUUUCCAUUAUCGGCAUCCAGUCGUUCAAGGGCUCCUUUCGCCGCACCUGCCAUUUGUUUGUGGACGGGGUUGACUAUCCUCUCUCACAGAACUGCGGCGGUCACAUCGACAAUGUCACUCUUCAAGCCGUUGGCUACCUCAACGCCGAUGGCGAGCAUGGUUCUGUCAAAGGCUACAUAUGCCCUCUCGGACAGAUAUGCAUGGAGAACAACGACAAUCCCGAGGCGAAUAUGGAGAGUUUCGAUGUGAUCUACUAUGCCGCGCUUCAGGUCGUGAUUGUGUCGUCCGCGAACGGGUGGUCCGGGAUGAUGUACCAGAUGAUGGAUGCCGAGUUCUUCGUGUCUUGCUUCUUUUACAUCGUCUGCAUCAUUGUCCUCAAUUUUUGGUUGAUCAACCUGUUCGUUGCGGUCAUAACCAACACGUUCUCGGCCAUUCGCUCGGACACCAAGAAGAGCGCGUUCGGAGCUGCACCUCUGGGCCCUAUGGUGGAUGAAAACGAGGAAGGAUGGUCGAUGGUCGAUGGAAGGCGGGUCGCUGGGCGGAAUUGGGUUCGAGACAUCUAUGAGAACAUCCGCUGGUGCUGGGUGGGCUUCGCUCUUGCCUCCGUGAUUCUGCAGGCGACGCGUACUGUGGACAUGUCGGCGCUUCACGCUGAGAUCCUGGACAAGGGCGAGCUCGCACUCACGAUCAUGUUCGACGUGGAGAUUGUGAUCAGAGUGCUAGCGUACCUACCUGACUGGCGGAAGUUCUUCUUCCGAGGACAGAACGUGCUCGACCUAAUUCUCGCGAUAGGGUCGAGUGUCAUCCAGAUUCCUGCCAUCCACGAAUCUAGCGUCUACCCCUGGCUCACGAUCCUCCAGCUUAUGCGGUUUUACCGCGUCAUUCUCGAAAUUCCCAGGAUGAAGCCGCUGCUGCUUGCCGUAUUCGGGAACAUGUACGGUUUGGCGAACAUGUCUCUGUUCUUGAUCGAAAUCAACCUGCUUGCGGCGCUCUUUGCUGUGCAGCUGGUUAGCGGGGACGUCAAGCAGGGCAACCUCAUCGACUUUGGCACGCUGUACAACACGUUCCUGGCUAUCUACCAGGUCUUCUCGUCCGAGAACUGGACAGACGUCUUAUAUACGGCUGCAGUGCCCGAAGUCCCGCUCCGCCAGUCAGCGGUGGUCGUCCUAUUCAUCGCCGGAUGGAUGUUCUUCGCAAACUAUAUCGUGCUUCAGAUGUUCAUCGCCGUCAUCAACGAGAACUUCGAUGUUGCUGAGGAGUCCAAGCGCAGUAGGCAGGCAUCCCACUAUUGGGCUUCUCACCGGCCGCAGCAGGCUCGCGCGGCUUGGAUCCGCAAGCUCAAUCCGUACCGUUGGCUCAAGGCGCAGCCGAAAGCCAUUGAAGUCGAACUUCCGUCCAACCUCGUGUUGCCGAUGCAGAAGGCGCUGGUCCAGGAUUAUAGCCUCCCUAAGCGAGACAACUCCAUUGUGGAUCAAUCUACUAGGCGGGGAGGCACGGCACGGUCCUACUCCGCGAAGUCGACGCUAAGGCGGCUUCAGCGCUUAUUCGCGGGCGACAUAACAGCUGGAGAUGUCCCUCUCACGACUCUAAGGAAUGCUCGCCGUGACUCUGUGGUAGCGUCGGACCCGGUGGACGAAGAAACCGAGAGGCAUCUGGAGGUUUUGGCAGCAUUGAACAACGAUGCUGUGGACGUGGAAGAACUGAACGACGCUUUGUACGAGCGACGUGCUCAGAAAGCCGACUUCAUCCGCGAUCAUCCCACAUACGACAAGACUUUCUGGAUCUUCUCACAGAAGAACUGGCUACGCAAGACGUGCCAGAAGCUCGUUGCUCCAGCCGGUGGAGAUCGUAUUUUCGGUACCCCACAUUCGCCAAUCGCCCAUCCGAUCUUCCAACUAUUGCUCCUCCUCACCGUCAUUGGCGGGAUCGUCGUCGAGAGCAUCGCAACUCCUCUGUAUCGUCGCGAUUUCUACGCCGAACACGGUCUCUUCCGAGGAACGUGGUUUGACAUUGCAGAAGGCUCUUUCGCGAUCGUCCUGCUCUUGGAGUUCAUCAUCAAAGUCAUUGCGGACGGGUUCCUGUUCACGCCAAACGCCUAUGUCCGGAGUAUCUGGAACAUCCUUGACUUUUUCAUCCUUGCUGGAAUCCUCGUCAACGCUAUCACCGGCCUCAUCUUCAUCGGUGGUCUCAGUCGUAUCACGCGGUCUCUCAAAGCCUUGCGCGCACUGCGCCUCAUCACACUCAUUGACAAAAUGCGGUCGACCUUCGAGUCAUUGAUCAUCUCGGGGAUUGUCCGUAUCAUGGACGCUGCUCUGCUUGCCAUCCUCUACAUGAUCCCGUACGCUGUGUGGGGACUGAAUAUCUUCGCAGGCGUCACGAACGAGUGCAAUGAUGGCAAUGCUUCCGGUAUUAGCGACUGCAUUGGCGAGUUCUCCACCAGCUUUGUUUCCGACGACAAUGGCGACAACGCGUUCAGCUUCUUGGUGCCCCGUGUCUGGGAGAACCCAGCGCCCUCGACGACGUUCUCGUUCGACACCUUCCGGCAAUCACUUCUCAUUUUGUUCGAGAUCGUGUCCCUAGAGGGUUGGGUUGACGUCAUGGGCGUCGCCACCAGCGUCACUGGCGAGAAUCAACAGCCUCAGACGAAUGCGUCCUUGGGCAACUCGAUCUUCUUCUUGUUCUACAAUUUGAUGGGGGGAGUUGUCAUCUUCACUCUUUUCGUCAGUAUCAUCAUCGGCAACUUCACGUCCAAGACGGGUUCCGCUCUACUCACGCAACCACAACGGGAGUGGAUUGACCUGCAAAAACUGAUCAAGCGGCAGCGUCCUUCCAAGCGUCCCAAGAAGCGGCCGACAUGGCGUAUCCGGCAGUGGUGCUACGACCGUGCGGUUCACAAGCAUGGCUGGUGGUCCCGGAUGAUGACCGUGCUGUACACUCUGCACGUCAUUGCUCUGAUGACACAGACAUUCACGCCACAGUACUAUCUUGAUCAAUUCCGGAGCGAUUUCUUCAUCUUUAUCACCGUGAUGUACUGCGUGGACGUGCUCGUUCGGUUCUUUGGACUUGGCUGGUCCAGUUACAGCGCCAACGGAUGGAAUAUGUUCGACAUCGUGGUCGCUGCGGGCAGUCUUUUCACUACGUUGGUCGUGCGGUUCAACGCAGGUGGCUUCGUUAUUCAGCAGUUGCAGAAGCUCUUUAUCACAAGCAUUGCGCUCAAGCUCGUGCAGCGAGUGAACAGUCUCAACAAGCUCUUCAAGACAGCUGUUGGUAGUCUACCGGUCAUCCUCAGUCUGCUGGGUCUCUGGAUUAUCCUCUUUUUAUUCUUCGCGAUCCUCUUUGUUGAGGUGUUCAGCAUGACGAAGUGGAACACAAGCGAGACGGUGAACCAGAACUACUCCAGUAUGGCGAACGCUCUAGUCAUGUUAGCGUUCAUGACGACGGGAGAAGGCUGGAACGGGUACAUGCAUGACUUUGCCCUGGACUAUCCUCGUUGCACCAUUACCGCUUCCGGAGAGACAGAUUGUGGCAGUGUCUACUGGGCGUUCACCCUCUUCAUCGCGUGGAAUCUGCUCAGCAUGUACAUCUUCGCUAACUUGUUCACUGGUGUUGUCGUCGAGAGUUUCUACUACGUUUUCCAGAUGUCCGGCGGAGCGAAAUCUAUCACUCGAGAGGAGAUGCGUGCUUUCAAGAAGGUCUGGGCCGAGUUUGCCAACCCGAAGACAGGAUACUUGGAACGCCACAAUUUCGUGCGCUUCUUUGGAAAACUGAGCGGCAUCUUCGAGGUCAAGAUCUAUCCUACGGAGUUCAGCAUUCCCCGAAUCAUGGCCGUGUCCAAGGAUUUUGCCAACCGGGACUCGUGGUCGGAAAAGAUCAUUCAAGGAUAUGACUUCAGUAAGACAGAGCUCGUUCUGAGCAACAUGGAUCGCAUGGCCAUCAAGCGGAGGAAGAAUCUCUACAAUCGGCUCUACCACGAGGCUCGAAUCUCUCACGAGCCUGGCAAGGGCAUUUCAUUCACGAAUAUGCUCUUACUGCUCGCUCAUCACAAGCUCAUUGUGGACAAGGAGGCGCUCGUACUGAAGGACCUCGUUGUACGAACGGAGACGAACAAGCUUGUCACAGAUCUUGUCGACUUCGACCGCGUUCAGUCACUUUUGCUGAUGAUCUUGUACCGCCGGCGGUACCUCGCCCAACGAGAGCAGGCUCGCAUGGGGGCAAUGGGCGGGCCAGAUAUUCCUGCGAUUAUCGUCGAUGACUUCCCCACUACGCCUCCGAUGAUGACACGAGACAUCACUUCCCCAUACCAAACCCCGAUCCAUCGAUCCUUAGAUGGCAACGACACGCCAAUGGCAAUUACGCCAGGCAUUCUACAAUCUCCCGACGUGUCGUAUGUGCUGGAUACGCCUUCGCGCCCGCUACAGCGAAGGCAGCGGACGAGUGAUGUCAGCAUGUUGUCAAUCGACAUGAGCAGCAGAUUGGAGGGCUCAAUAUACAGAGAGUCGCGGGCUGGUGAUGACGACGACGUCCUAUCGUCGAUGCAGAAUUCCAUGUGGCAAGACAUGAUGCUCGAAGCAGCAGAAGAGGAAGGAGAUCUAUAAUUGAGACUGGACUUAGUUGCGUUUGUAACCCUCGUUACUCUUUCGUGUCUACAUAUAUCGCAUCUCUUAUGGAUGCAUCAUCUGGAUACUCUC